AGCCAGCACACAAACAAUCUAAAACAUUCUUUCUUCAACUAAGAGCAGCUGCAGACAAAGGAGGUGAAUUCUCUCUCUUCUUUCUCUCUCUCUUCUCUCUGAAGUCAUCCGUUGCUUUUCUUGCCCCUUUCUUCUUCUGAAUUCAUGGAUGGUACUGCUCAAUGGCCAAAGGAAGAAGGACCGGAGAAGGCGAUGGAAGGCACAAGGCCUAUACCAGAGAGAAGGGCAAGGCCUCAAGAGCACUUGAAUUGCCCAAGAUGCAACUCAACCAACACAAAGUUUUGUUACUACAACAACUACAGCCUUAGCCAACCAAGAUACUUCUGCAAGACUUGCAGAAGGUAUUGGACUGAAGGCGGCUCUCUCAGGAACGUUCCUGUUGGUGGAGGUUCAAGAAAGAACAAGAGAUUUACAACAACAGCAGCAGCAGCAUCAACUUCCUCAAAGAUUCCUGAUCUUAACCCACCAAACAUCUCACAGUUUUCUUCUCAAAACAUUAAGUCCAAGGAAGGCCAAGAUCUCAAUCUGGCUUACCCAGCUACAGAGAAGUAUCAUGGGGUAUCCCAAUAUCUUGAAAUGCCCAAAAUUGAAAACAGCAGCAGCAACCAACAAAACACUAGUCCUUUUUCAGAUUUGGUGCUGAGAACUGGAAUUGCUCCAAGGGGUUUGAAUUCUUCUUAUAUGCCUCCACCAAUGCUCGAUUCAAAUACAUGUACACUCUACUCAACAGGGGCGUUUCCUUUCCAAGAAUUCAAGCCUACUCCUGCAGGUUUCUCUGUUGAUGGGCUGGGAAGUAGGUAUGGGGUUCAAGAGAAUAGUGGGAAGCUUUUGUUUCCUCUUGGAGAUCAAUUUAAGCAGAAUAUUUCAAGCACAAAUGAAGUUGAGCAGAAUAAGGGACAAGGGAGUACUUCAACUGGAUAUUGGAGUGCAAUGUUAAAUGGAGGAUAUUGGUAAAUAAAAGAGACAUGCAAUGAGGGCAAUUCCAUGUCUUUUUUAGGUGGUUUGGUUACUUGUUUUAUGGUUGUCCAGAACUAACACUUAGAAUACAUAUGGGAUCUUUGCUUUUUCAUUUUUUUUUUUUUCUCUCUCUUUGAAGCUAGUCAGUCACAGGUGGGGGUUCUAGAGGAUAGAAGAAAAGGUGAAUAUAGGGCUUGUGUUGGUUUUUCCCUUUUCCAUGGAGAACAUGGCCAGUAUUCAUAUAUUCUUCUGUCGUCAGAAGUAGUUUUAUCAGAAGUUUUGUUUGUUUUCAGGAAUUGUUUCUAAAGACUUGUGAGAAUUUGUAACAAAAAACACAUUUGCUUUAGUUGGAAUUUGAUAUGAUGGCGUUGCAUGUGCUC
Molecule: messenger RNA, 1337 nt
Organism: Corylus avellana
Lineage: Eukaryota; Viridiplantae; Streptophyta; Magnoliopsida; Fagales; Betulaceae
Product: dof zinc finger protein DOF2.5
Biological process (GO): regulation of DNA-templated transcription
Molecular function (GO): DNA-binding transcription factor activity; DNA binding
Source: RefSeq, a predicted model, not a curated record